Platichthys flesus (European flounder) is the source of this 5353-nucleotide messenger RNA. RefSeq names its product potassium sodium-activated channel subfamily T member 1a (gene kcnt1a). The transcript is spliced from 28 exons. Gene Ontology annotation, biological process: potassium ion transport. Bases 1 to 3411 code for a protein of 1136 amino acids. Gene Ontology annotation, cellular component: membrane. Gene Ontology annotation, molecular function: intracellular sodium-activated potassium channel activity. NCBI's taxonomy places the organism in Eukaryota, Metazoa, Chordata, Actinopteri, Pleuronectiformes, Pleuronectidae. The record is from RefSeq and is a predicted model, not a curated record.
AUGGAGCAGCUGGAGAGCGAGGUGCCGCCACUGCCGCUGCGCUUCCGCUUCCGGGACCUGCUGCUCGGGGACCAGAGCUUCCAGAACGAUGACAGGGUGCAGGUCGAGUUUUACGUGAAUGAAAACACCUUCAAGGAGCAACUGAAGCUUUUCUUCAUCAAAAAUCAAAGAUCGAGCCUCAGGAUCCGAGUGUUCAACUUCUCCCUGAAGCUGCUCACUUGUCUGCUCUACAUCAUCAGAGUGGUCACGGACAACCCCGGUCAGGGCGGCAGCCACAGCCUGAUCUUCUGGGUGGACAGAAAGGUUCCUGUCUGGGCCAUUCAAGUGAUUGUGGCCAUAAUAAGUUUCCUGGAGACUAUGUUACUAAUGUAUCUGAGCUACAAGGGAAACAUUUGGGAGCAGACAUUCCAGGUGUCCUUUCUUCUGGAGAUGAUCAACACAGUCCCCUUCAUCAUUACAAUCUUUUGGCCGUCCAUACGGAACAUCUUCAUCCCCGUGUUCCUCAACUGCUGGCUCGCCAAAUGUGCUCUGGAGAACAUGAUCAAUGAUGUGCACAGAGCCAUCCAGAGGACCAACUCAGCCAUGUUCAACCAGGUCCUUAUUCUCAUCUGCACCUUGCUCUGCCUGGUCUUCACUGGCACUUGCGGAAUCCAGCACCUGGAGCGAGCGGGCAAGAACCUCUCCCUCUUCAACGCCUUCUACUUCUGCAUCGUCACCUUCUCCACCGUGGGCUUCGGAGACGUCACCCCCCGCAUAUGGCCCUCCCAGCUGCUGGUGGUCAUCAUGAUCUGUGUGGCGCUGGUGGUGCUGCCUCUUCAGUUCGAGCAGCUGAUCUACCUCUGGAUGGAGAGACAGAAGUCUGGAGGGAAUUACAGCCGCCACAGGGCGCAGACAGAGAAGCAUGUCGUACUGUGCGUCAGCGCACUCAAAAUAGACCUGCUCAUGGAUUUUCUCAAUGAGUUCUAUGCCCACCCAAGACUGCAGGAUUACUACGUGGUGAUCCUGUGCCCAAGUGAAAUGGAUCUUCAGGUGCGCAGAGUUCUGCAGAUCCCUCUGUGGUCCCAAAGAGUCAUCUACCUGCAGGGAUCCGUUCUCAAAGACCAGGAUCUGCUGAGAGCCAAGAUGGACGACGCCGAGGCUUGUUUCAUUCUGAGCAGUCGUAACGAGGUAGAUCGCAUGGCUGCGGACCAUCAGACCAUCCUGAGAGCCUGGGCCGUGAAGGACUUUGCUCCAAACUGUCCCCUGUACGUCCAAAUACUCAAACCUGAGAAUAAGUUCCAUGUUAAAUUUGCAGAUCAUGUUGUUUGUGAGGAGGAGUUCAAGUACGCCAUGUUGGCUCUCAACUGUGUUUGUCCCGCCACCUCCACCUUGGUCACGCUCCUCGUUCACACCUCCCGUGGACGCGAAGGACAACAGUCUCCUGAGCACUGGCAGAGGAUGUACGGCUGUUGUUCCGGCAACGAGGUCUACCACAUCCGACUGUGCGACAGCAAGUUCUUUGGAGAGUAUAACGGCAAAAGCUUCACAUAUGCCUCCUUUCAUGCUCACAAGAAGUAUGGCGUGUGUCUGAUUGGUAUAAAGAGGGAAGAGAACAAGAGCAUCCUGCUGAACCCCGGCCCACGUCACAUAAUGGCUGACACCGACACCUGCUACUACAUCAACAUCACCAAGGAGGAGAACUCAGCCUUCAUCUUUAAACAGGAGGAGAGGAAGGGCUGCCCCGCCGGGGGGAUCUUCGACGGGCCCUCGCAGCUUCCUGUGCACAGCAUCAUCGCCAGCAUGGGCACUGUUGCCAUGGAUCUUCAGAAUACGAGUCCACCCGACAGCUCAGUUGGUAAACUGGUCCCACCCAGUGUAAACGGGGCAGGGAGCCGCCGGCCCAGCAUCGCUCCGGUCCAGGAGCUUGCCGACUCCUCCUCACUCCUGCCGUGUGACCUCCUCGCCGACCAGUCAGAGGACGACUCAGUCUUCACGGAUGAGAAAGACCAGUCAUCUACUGAGUAUGUGAAAGGUUAUCCCCCUAACUCACCGUACAUCGGGAGCUCGCCCACCUUGUGCCAUCUGUUGGCUGAAAAAGCCCCGUUCUGCUGCCUACGACUGGACCAGGGCUGCAGGCACAACAGUUUUGAGGAUGCUAAGGCGUAUGGUUUUAAAAACAAACUCAUCAUAGUGUCGGCUGAGACUGCCGGGAACGGCCUCUACAACUUCAUAGUGCCUCUCAGAGCUUAUUACAGGCCCAGGAAAGAGCUCAACCCCAUCGUCCUGCUGCUGGACAACCCGCCUGAUAAUCACUUUCUGGAGGCCAUCAGCUGUUUCCCUAUGGUUUACUACAUGGCUGGGACCAUAGACAACCUUGACAGCCUGCUGCAGUGUGGAAUCAUCUACGCAGAUAAUUUGGUUGUUGUGGAUAAGGAGAGUACAAUGAGUGCCGAGGAGGACUACAUGGCCGAUGCCAAAACUAUUGUCAAUGUGCAGACGAUGUUCAGGUUGUUUCCCAGUCUCAGCAUCAUCACGGAGCUCACUCACCCGUCCAACAUGAGAUUCAUGCAGUUCCGAGCGAAGGACUGCUAUUCACUGGCUCUCUCCAAGCUGGAGAAGAAAGAGCGCGAUAAAGGCUCCAACUUGGCCUUCAUGUUCCGACUCCCCUUCGCUGCAGGCCGAGUGUUCAGUAUCAGCAUGUUGGACACGCUGCUCUAUCAGUCUUUCGUGAAGGACUACAUGAUCCUUAUUGCGAGGCUGCUGCUGGGACUGGACACCACUCCAGGAUCAGGGUACCUCUGUGCUAUGAAGGUGAGUGAGGAGGAUCUGUGGAUCAGCACCUAUGGACGACUUUUCCAGAAACUCUGCUCCUCUAGUGCCGAAAUUCCCAUCGGGAUCUACCGGACAGAAUCGCACAUUUUCUCUUCGUCUGAGUCUCAGGUGUCAGUCAGUGUGGACGACUGCGAGGACACCAAGGACAAGGGGGACGAGGCCCGCAGCAACGACCAGUCCGAUCACCCCCUGCUGAGGAAGAAGAGCAUGCAGUGGGCCCGGCGGCUCAGUAAGAGAAGCGGCAAGUGGCAGGGGGUGAGCCGGGACUCGAGCAGGGACCACGCCCAGCGCAUCGCCCAGCAGCGCCUCAACCUGUACCGACGCUCCGAGAGGGAGGAGCUGUCCGAGCUGGUCCGCAACCGCAUGAGGCACCUGGGCCUCCCCACCUCCGGAUAUGAUGAACAGAACGAUCAUCAAAACACCCUCUCUUAUGUCCUGAUAAACCCUUCUCCGGACACCAGGCUGGAGCUCAACGACAUCGUGUACCUGAUUCGUUCGGACCCUCUGGCCCACGUCCCUGAUGAACCCCCCGCCCACAGCAGCAGCCUGAAGGAGAUGCACGAGUCCGGCCUGGACACCAGAGGGGACACGCAGCUCUAAUGGCACGCUGACCUUCACCGGUACACUUACGCCUCCACACCACCCCCCGCACUGUUCAGUGGGGUGGGGUGGGGUGUGGGGGGGUCUGGUUGUGUCCACACGGGUCCAGACUGACAGAGGACAACCUGUGGCAUAACGUUUCAGAGCUGCAGUCUACAGCUGUAUAAUAUGAGUGCCUACUCCUCGGCAGAUGACAGUUUGACGUCAUCUGUGACAUUUUCAUGAUAAACAGUUUGUAGGAAUGGUGGUUUCUGUGAGAGCUCGCUCCAGUGGACAGUCGAGGACGCACUUGUUCUCAAUCGAUUUAACUAUUUCAGUCAGGUCGCCUGCAAGUUAAACUGAUAGGCCAAACAAAAGAAUUAAGGUCACAGGAACUGUCAUUUCUCAAGAGAAUUAUAACUUUUCUCUUUUCGAAUGUUUGCUCCCUCAGAGAAAGUGGAACCUCACCAUCAGAGGUUGCAAAUAUGAGGAUUUUCCGUCUCAUCUUUACUUUUUGAGAUGACCUAAAAAACCACAUGCAGAUAUUCUAAACUUACCUGAACCAUACUCUUACCUAUAUACCAUUAAAAAACCUUCAACACAACGUGACUUAAAUAAAAUGUGCAUUUAAAGCUUUUAUUUGAAGCCUACUUUUGUAGCUGAACUAUAGAAGUAGUAGUAGUAGCAGCGUCUACAAACACUGGUGGUAUCUUUAUAUGUUUGCUGUCUGAGGUUGGAUGAGGUUUUUGAACGACUAGAGCUUAGUUCAAUCCUUUUAACCAUAUUCCAUGCCAUAUAUAUUCAGUAUUGUGACAUAAAGGUUUCAUUUGAUUUUGUACUACAGUAUAUUAGUAAUCAGAGAACCUCAUUCCACUUUCACCACUGCUCAGUGAUUUGUGGCUGUGUGGCUGAGAUCUCUAUUUUUAAAAUGUUACAUCUUGUACACAAGAGUUUCGGAUUGAAACUUUAUGACUUGGUAUAAUUUAAAUGUUGAAAAUAUUUGUAGGUUAGUUUAAUUUGACAGCCAUUUGCACAUUAAAAUGCUACAAUAAGAACAAAGCACAUUAGAAUUGAUUGAGUUGUCUAAUAAUUUAGUCUUUGAAUUGAUAUAUGCCUUCAACUUCGGUAUGGCAAUUUGAAGUCAUAGUUAUAGAUAGUUUAGUUGAGAUUUAUGCAUUAAUAAACAGGUUAUAUAUCCUCUGUUUAAUCCUCAUUAGAAAGAAUAAACAUUUAAUGAGGAAUUAAACAGGUCUACAAUACGCCAGGGUUAAUUAUUUGAUAUUAUGUAGAGGGGUGGGGUAUGACCCAAGGAAGCAGGACCAGGCAUUUCUUUGACCUUCAAAAUUGUGUGUUUUUCAAAAUCUUUCAUUAAGUACUCAAAAAACUAUUUAUGGACCUUGAUUUAAAAAGAAAAUGAAAAAUGAAUCUUGUGACUUUAAAUGUGGUUUUAUAAGGGGACUGUUGGACUUUGGCGGAGGUAUGAGCUCGACUCCAUGUCAUUUGGUUCAUGUAAUGAUGUUUUAGGACUUUGUGUAGACUGCCAGAGGUGAACAUAUAUCACUAAUCUGAGGUGUUGUACAAACCUUCCCCAAGGAUAGAGAAUCAAAACAGAAACAUAUAUUAUAAAAGCAGCUGGUAAAUUCUAAUGCCACCUUUCCUUCAUGUAUACAGAGUGAGUUUGCUGAGGUGAGUAAUCACAUAAUCCUCAAAAAGUUUCAUCAGCAUCAUGUUGCCAAAAAUUCCCUGCAUUAUUCAGGUGCAGCAACCAGUUAGUUUUUUGUGCCAUUGUGGCACAAAUAUUUUUUUUUUAAAUACUUUUAUUUUCUUGAAGUGUCAUUUUGGAAACUCUCCGACUGAUUGAUAACGAGAGAAGUUUUUAACUUCAUCAAGAAGGUUCUUGGUCAAAUUCCUGACUAAUGUAUGAUGCCAAAAUGUUUUGAUGCUGCUCAAAAUACACUUUGAA